Alligator mississippiensis (American alligator) is the source of this 3826-nucleotide messenger RNA. RefSeq lists its product as uncharacterized. Gene Ontology annotation, molecular function: protein binding. Lineage: Eukaryota; Metazoa; Chordata; Crocodylia; Alligatoridae. Bases 134 to 1330 code for a protein of 398 amino acids. The record is from RefSeq and is a predicted model, not a curated record. The transcript has 8 exons.
GUAUGUUGUAUGCAGAAAUCUGAGUCCUGGAGCCAUUACAGUGUGGAACAUAGUGAAAUCAAAGUGCAAAGGCAAUGCAGUAAGAGUGGAGAGAGGGCUGGUGGAGAACACAGACAUUGUGCUGGUUAGAGAUAUGAAACUCUUUGUCCUGACAGACAAGGGGAUGGCUCCCUUUACAGACCCUCCACUAUCCAUUUUUCAGACCCUUCUUAUUUAUGACCUUCUGAAAAAGAAAUAUGUAAAGAAACAGACAGGCCUUUACAUCAUUCCUUGCCAAAAUCACGAGUACAAGAUUCUUGAGGGAGAACUGUUACUUGGCCUCUCUGAGAACAGAGACCAUAUGAUCAUUUGGAACUUGGAAAGUGGAUUUAUAAAGGAGCGGAUAAGGCCAGAGUAUAAAGACAAACCUCCCUUGCAAACCAUUCUGCCUGGCCAGCUUGUGUCAAAGGACACUGUGGACCUAUACAAGGAUAUGCUGCUCAAAAGGGAAAGAGGAAGGGGAGCCACAGUACUUCAGGCCCCCCAGGGAAGGCAUGUUAAAAGUAAGAAAGGAAAGAAAAGGAGGUCAGACAAAAAUUUGAGAGAGGACCCUGGAAAGCUACAGCAGCUUGCAAAUGAGAAAUAUAAUGCUAUUGAUGAGUACCUGCUCAGUGGAGAUGAAAAGGUAAUAGUGUGUUCGUAUUAUGCACACCACCUUUCUGUGUUCAGUUUGAAAACCCUGUCCCACCUCCAUACACUUGAAAGUAGGACAUCUAUGCUCUUCUUACACAAUGCUGCUUUGACCUAUGCUGGCAACUACCUGGUGCUUUCCAACUACAGUGAUGAGGAGAAAAUCAGCUAUAUCACAUUGUGGGAUUUACAAACUGGAAAGGUUAAAAAGCAAUUAAAAAAUGAGCCAAAUGUGUGCUGUGUGGCCAUUACAGACGAUGCCAGUCGGAUUGUUUUUGGUGUCAUGGUGGAAAACAGGAUUAAAGUUUGGGAUCCAUUUGAACAUGGGCACAAGGCUAUUUCAGGUUAUGAAAGCCUUCAUCUCACUGUGAACAGCAAACUGCAAGUGUUGGAAGGAGGUGCAAAAGCAGUCCUGCUUGCAGGUGAGGUAAGCCUAUGGGACUUGCACAGUUGCACAGUAAUGUCAGUCUUUACACCUGACAGCAAAAUCUCCUGCCUAACAGUAGCAUUGGACAGAAAAACUAUUCUUCUGGGGGUGAGCGACAGCCCUGCUCUUAUCACUUUGAAGACAUCCAGCUCUAAAGCACCUGUAAGUUCUACUGAAAGAGACUUAUUUGGAGAAGAAUCUACUAGCAGUGAAGAAGAACCUGAACAAAACUAGAAGUUCAAACAAAAAACAGAGGCAUGCACUUUUAAGGACUGGAUCUACAACAGGGACUUAAGUUUGAGUGUUGCAGGAUUUAGGUUCCCUAAAUGAUAAGUGGGGAGCUGCUAGGAAAUGCUGAGAAAAGAAUGAACCUGAAGUCCUACAUUUCACAAGGACUUAAACUCACCCCUGCAGUUUAGAGCUUGGCAUUCAUCUCCAACUGGAAUUCACAACUGAACCUUCUCCUGGAGUGAGAUACCCCAUCCAGGAAGUGCCUCAUGCACAGGAGUUAGUCUAGUAGUUAACCAGAUAGAUUAGUGGUGCUCAGGCUUCCAGAAUCAAGGCUGAAUGAGUAGCACACUGUCAGUCCACAGGCCAAAUCUAGUGUGGCUGGUCCACAGGGGUGAUGCGGCAUGGGGCCAUAUCAUCCAACUCAUAGGGCUCCUCCUGGAUCUGGGAACUUGUUGGAGGAGUGAUGCCCACAGCUUCUAUAGCCACUGUUCCCCUACUGCCAAAUUUCCAGAUCCAUGGGGAGCCCUGUAGGCCAGAGAUUGAGCACUACUGGGUUAGUUCAUUCAGCCAGAAUAUGGCAGACCUGGAUUAUAUUGCCUGCCUGAACCCCACCCCCCCCCAAAACCCACAUCUCAUGUCUUGGAAGGCAGCCAAAAGCACCAGGCUAGACUAUCCUGAGCUGGGAUUCUCAGUCAUGUUUAAUGCUACUGUAUUUACUCAAAUCUAAGAUGACACCCAAUAAUUAGAUACUAUGCAAGGAAAAUUUAUCAUAGAAUCAUAGAGAAGUAGGGCUGGAAGGGACCUCCAAAGGUCCCUAGAUCCUGAAGCAGGGUCAUCCCUAUCCCAACCAUCCCAUACAAACCAUAAUCUAAAUUGUAUAUAACACUGUCAUCAACCCUGACAACACAGACCUAAUACCCUAGCCUGCCAUAGAUAAAAGCAGAACCACAGUAGCCAAUGUCCUGCUUCUAUGAAAUGUUGUCAAUAUAUGCUCAAGAGAUCCCAGAUAGAGGGCCACACCCGCUGCUACAGAGGAAGGCAAAAACCCCACAGUCCAUACCAAUCUGACCAUGAUGUAAAAUUCCUUCCUGACCCCAGAUAUGGUGAUCAGUCUGCUUUUGAGCAGAGGGGCAAGACCCUCUAGCCAGGAAUCUCUAGCUUUGGUCCCAACAGGAGCACAGGCAAACCCCACUCGAAGUUCCCAGCCUUGGUUGUAACCAACACCCAAUGCCUCUGAAAUGGGCUUAAAAACACCCUGACCUAUGUAACAGAAAGGGGCAGUGGAGGGAACUAGCAAAGCCCAGAAGCUUGGGAAAUACUCACCCAUAUCAUGGGAAAUAACCACCCAUAGUAGAACAUAGGCAUAGCCAUGCCUAAAUCAUCCCCAACCAGUGGCUGUCCAACCUCUUCUUGAACACCUCAUGAUGGAGAGUCCACAGCUUCCUUAGGCAGUCUGUUCCACUGCCUCAUUAUUCUAAUAGUGAAUACGUUUUCUGGAUACCCAAUCUAAGCUUAUUUUGCUGCAACUUCAAGCCAUUCAUCCACAUCCUCUUCUCUGCAGCAAGAGAGAGACAGUGCUUUUCCUCUUCUUUAUGGCAGCCCUUCAUGUACUUGAAGACUGCUAUCAUGACCCCUCUUAAGCAACUUUUCCACAAGCUGAACAGGCCUAGCUCCUUCAGUCUCUCCUCUCAUCCUUAAGAGUUCUUCAUGCAUAGAUUCUAAAUAUCAGAGGGUUAUCUUUAAUUCAUCCCUCCCAAUGCUGCAGGUGGGGAGGCAGGUGGUGUGGGGAGGUCAAGCAACUUGCGCUGUACUUGUGCCUGCCCCCUGCUGCCUGCCUGCCAAUCCUACCCAGCCUCUGCUCUGCCCUGUCAUGGCUACCAUUCUAGCCUGGGGCACUGAGCACAGCCCCAGGCCAGCCCCACUAGCAGCCAUGCAGGCUGUGCUGCUGCUGCUAUGGAGCCAAGCUGGGGCUAUGCUCAGUAGGGCUGUGCGAAAUUUCAACAACCGUUUCAUUUUGACACUGUUUCGACUCAUUUUGAGGUUGAAACAGAAAAAUCGAAACAAAGGCCGUCGAAAUAGCCUCAAAACAAAAUGAGGCUUGUCGAAACAUUUCAAAAGUCGAAAUGUUUUGACCAUAGCGCUAGGGAUGGGAAGUCAGUUCAGCUGGGCUGCCUCACCACCCCCCCUUCCCCGGCAUGAUCUAGUCCCCAGCUGGGGUUGGGAACUCAGCCCAGCUGGGUUGAGUUCCUUUUUCCAGUUCCAUGGUCCGGCGAAACAGUCAAAACAGCCUCGCUGUUUCGACAAAGCAAAACAAUGAGGUUGUUUUGACUCAAAAUUAUAUUCGAUACAAAACACUGUUCUAUCCAGACCUCGAAACUGAAGAAGGAGCGGAACAAUGCCGUUUCACAAAGCCCUAAUGCUCAGUGCCACAAGCUGCAGCAUGCACAGAACCUGCCAGCACAGAGCAAUAGGGCAGGGAAAGGGGGGAGGGGCAGGUAG